UACAAUAUAACCUUCAAAUGCCUUUAUCGUGGUACGUCUUUAAAACAACUUUUCCUUAAGAUCAGCCGGCGUCUGUUCGCGGCACUCCCGCCCAGCCUCCAGUCGGUAUUUGUCGCGAUGGCGCUACGUUCUAUACUCCUGCGCAUCGUAGUCAAUGGACCACAAAAGCGCCAACUACAUGAGCUAAGAACAAAAGAACGAGCAGGGGUGACGAAACUACGUGAAGUUCUUGAAGACCGACUGCAAGACAUAAAACGAGCCAAAACAUGGAAACAUGAGAGAAUACUAACGUCCCCACAAGAUACUAAGGUAAAAGUAAAAGGAUCAGAAGGAAUUUUUUUGAAUUUCUGCGCCAAUAACUACUUAGGAUUAGCGAAUCAUCCAGAGGUUGUAGAAGCUGCUAAAAAUGGGCUCAGUAGAUAUGGAGCAGGACUUAGCUCUGUUCGUUUCAUUUGCGGUACUCAAACCUUGCAUAAGGAAUUAGAAAACCGUCUCACACAGUUUCAUGGCCGAGAGGAUACCAUCCUCUACGCAUCAUGUUUCGACGCCAACGCUGGUCUCUUCGAGGCGUUACUGACUCCUGAAGAUGCCGUUUUCUCCGAUGCUCUAAAUCAUGCAUCAAUCAUUGAUGGAAUAAGAUUGUGCAAAGCGCAAAAGUUCCGGUAUCCACAUAGAGAUCUUAACGAAUUGGAGCACCUUCUGGCUCACAGCGAGGCUAGACUGAAACUAAUAAUCACUGAUGGCGUGUUUUCAAUGGAUGGAAACGUGGCUCCUAUAAAAGGCUUACGAGACUUGGCCGACAAGUACAGAGCCUUAUUAGCUGUGGACGACAGCCACGCUACAGGUUUCUUCGGGGAAACUGGAAGAGGAACGGAAGAGUACUGUGGUAUGAAUGGGGCGGCAGAUAUCAUCUGUUCGACACUUGGCAAGGCUGUGAGCGGCGCGGCCGGCGGGUACACGACCGGACCCAAGGAAAUGGUGUCGCUACUGAGAAACGUAUCGAGGCCGUACUUGUUCUCCAACGCACCCCCUCCGCCAGUUGUUGCGGCUUGUUUGAAGUCCUUAGAACUCGUAGAGAACAGCAGCGAGCUACGUGAACGCUUACGAGACAAUACACGCGCAUUUCGCGAAGGCAUGGCAGCGGUUGGUCUCACUGUGGCUGGUGACGACCAUCCGAUCUGCCCCGUGAUGGUGGGCGAUGCCGCACUCGCCUCCGAUCUAGCGGCUGGCAUGCUUGAACGCGGCGUGUACGUAGUAGCAUUCAGCUACCCAGUAGUACCGAAGGGCGGAGCGCGGGUACGCGUGCAACUAAGUGCCGCACACACGCCUGAAGACGUUCAACGUACUGUACAAGCGUUUGCGGACGUCGCGAAGAAUAUUGGUCUCAUUAAAAAUUAACUUGAUGACUUAUGUAAUAGUUUUGAUAUUAAUCGUAAUACUUUUAAAAAGUCAUAAUUAUAUAUAUAAUUUUAAAUAUAUCUUAAUAAAAAUGAAA
Melitaea cinxia (Glanville fritillary) is the source of this 1495-nucleotide messenger RNA. RefSeq names its product 2-amino-3-ketobutyrate coenzyme A ligase (gene Gcat). Gene Ontology annotation, molecular function: glycine C-acetyltransferase activity; pyridoxal phosphate binding. The transcript has 10 exons. The record is from RefSeq and is a predicted model, not a curated record. Bases 118 to 1398 code for a protein of 426 amino acids. Lineage: Eukaryota; Metazoa; Arthropoda; Insecta; Lepidoptera; Nymphalidae. Gene Ontology annotation, biological process: biosynthetic process; L-threonine catabolic process.